AUGGCAACAAUGGAAGAAAAACUUACGAGCGCCUUAAAACGUAAGCGCGUGGAUGCACAUGUUGGAAAUCUACCAACAAUUAAUUCUCAUGGAAGAAAAACUGAUAAAAGUGAUCUAGACUUGGCAAAAUAUGAAUUGACGAGUAAAUUUGCAUGA
Messenger RNA from Entrophospora candida, 156 nucleotides. The record is from the annotation of a GenBank genome assembly. Lineage: Eukaryota; Fungi; Glomeromycota; Glomeromycetes; Entrophosporales; Entrophosporaceae.